AUGUUACUCGAUACACAUAAAAUAUCUUUAAUAUAUGAUUUUUGGAAGUUGAAUAAUGAAGAAACUUAUAUACAUGAUGUUACUGAAUUAUCACGUAAAUUGACUGAAUCUGAUACAAUUGAUGCUCAAUACAUUCGUGAUUGGAUUCCUGAUCUUGUUCGUUUGGUUGAAUUAUGGGAAAAAAAAUCUUUAAAUGAAUUGGAUAAAUUUUAUGCAGAUUUACUUACAGAUGAGUCUGUUAGUGAUAAAGCUGAUGCUCUAUUACGUUUUCUUUAUGAUAUUCAAUCAUAUGAAAUGGUUAAAUAUUUAUUAGAAAAGAAUGUCGAACAUUAUAAAAAAGAUAAACUUGUAUCAUCAACAAUGAGUGCUUUUCAUGAAUCAUGUAUAUAUGGUUUUAGUCAAGUAUGUUUAUUAUUUAUUCGAAAUAAACAAGAUGUUAAUGAACCAUUUUCAUUAAUAUAUGAAAAUUUUAAAACAAAUAAAAAAGAAAUUGUUCGUAAUUUAACUGCAUUACAACUUGUUUGUCUUUGGUCAAAAUAUUUUCCUAAACGACUUCCAUCUUAUGCACAUACAGCUCGAAUAUUAUUAAAUAAUGGUGCACAAGUUAAUACGACAUCAACAGAAUCAACAACACCACUUCAUUGGGCAUGUCGAGCAAAACAUACAGUACAAAUAGCACAAGAUCUUAUUGAACAUGGUGCAUGUAUUAGUGCACGUGAUCAACUUAAUAUUCAACCAAUUCAUUAUGCAUGUUGGGGAAGAAAUCAAAAUUUAAUUGAACUUUUACUUUCAAAAGGUGCUCAACUUACUGAACAAGAUGAUUUUGGUCGAACAGCAAUUCAUUUUCUUUGUAUGCCAACAUAUGUUGAAACAAUGACUGCUGAUGAUCAACAACAACAAUAUGAUUUAAUGAAAUUUUUAUUAAAUAAAUAUGAAAAAAAUAGUCAUCUUAUUGAUUUAAAAAAAGAAGAUAGUCAAGGUCAUACAUUAUUAGCAUAUGCAUGUGUUAGUCAAAAUCUUCCAUUAUUGCAACUUCUUGUUGAACAUCAACGGGAAUUAUUAAAUAAAACAACUACCGAUGGACGAACACCAUUAAUGAUUGCUAUUGAUGAAUGUUUUGUGGAUGGUAUUGAAUAUUUACUUAAACAACCUGGCCUUGAAAGAAAUGUUUUUGAUACAACUGGUAAUACAGCUAUACAUCAUGCAUGUAUGUGUACAAAUAUUUCAAUGCGUGAGAAUCUUCUUCAACUAUUAAUUAAUGAUACAAAUGGUACAUUUGAUCUUGAAAAACGAAAUGAACAAUUAAUUGAUCCAUUUAUGUUAUGUACAAUAAAUCAAUCAAUUGAUUUAUGUCGUAUAUUAAUUAAAAAAAAUGUUUUAUUAACAAAAAAAGAUCUUUAUUCAAGACAACCAAUUCAUGUUGCAUGUCAAAUGGGUAAUUAUGAAUUAAUAUCAUUAUUAAUACAAUCUUCAAAUGUAAAUAUAAAUGCAGUUGAUGAUAAUAAUCGAAAUUGUUUAUUUUAUGCAAUAAGUUAUGGUGAUGAAAAAAUUGUUGAUUUAUUACUUGAUAAUAAUGUAACUAUUAAAAUACGAGAUCGUGUUGGUGAUACACCAUUACAUUUAGCUGUACAACAUAAAAAAAAUGGAUUUAAAUUAACAAGUUGUCUUUUAACAAAACAAGAUGGAAAAGAUUUAAUUAAUGAACCAGCAGGUGAUGGAAUGAAACCAAUUCUAUUAGCAGCAGACAGUAAACAACCAGAAGUUGUUUAUCUUUUAAUUAAAAAUGGUGCUGAUGUUAAAGCUGUUGAUAGUGAACAUCAAACAGCAUUACAUUUAGCAUGUAAAAAUGAUUGUAUGAAAAGUGCUUUUUAUCUUAUUGAAUUUGGAGGUUUAGAUGUUAAUGAACUUAAUUGUUAUCGACAAACACCAAUAUUUCAUGCUUAUACUACUAAUGAUUAUGAUCUUGUUCAAUAUCUUGUAUCAUGUGGUGCACGAAUUGAUCUUCGUGAUAGUCAAAAUCAUUUACCAAUUCAUGUAGGUAUAAUUUUAUCUCAAGAUGAAGAUUAUAAUUUAAAUUUAAUUGAUUUAUAUAAAAAUAAACAUGCAAAAUUACUUGAUGAUCAAAGUAAUGAAAGUCGUAUGACACCAUUAAUUUUAGCAUCUAUGCAAGGUAAAUUUAAUAUUGUUAAACAUUUAAUAUUAAAUUACAAGGUAAAUGUAUUGGCAAAAUGUUCAAAUGGACAUUCAGCAUUACAUUAUGCUUGUUUAUUAAAAAAUUCAAAAGCAUUAGAAAUAGUCGAAUUUUUAAUGGAACAUGGAUGUACAUAUGAAAAAGUUGAUCAACCAAAAGGUGCAUUUUUAUAUACAGUUGCUCAAUAUGGUGAUCGAGAAGCGGCUAUGUUUUUUAUCAAUCAUUGGCUUAAAAAAAAUCCUGAUAUUAAUGAAAAACAUUAUUGUGCAUCAAUUCUUGAUCUUCUUUUUGAUCGUGCACAAUUACAUCAUCAUGAUAUUGAUACUGAACAUCUUCGAAGUUUAAUAGAAAAAGGUGCUUCUUUAUACUCAUCAAAAUUACCAACAUUUCCAUGUCCAUUAAUAAAUGAUUGUCCAGCUUUUUAUUUACUUUUACUUGAAUACAAUUGUAUAUCAAUUAUUGAUAAAUCUAAAUUUAUUUUUCAACUUUUACAUUCUAUUUCAACACAUCCCGAUAAUUACUUCUUAUUAAAUUCAAAAGAUAAAGAAUUUAUAACUGUUUGUGAAUAUUUCUUAAAAAUUGUUCGAUUAGUACAUUAUAAUUAUAAUAUUGAACGAUUUUAUUCACUUAUUGAAAAAUAUUGUCUUCCUCAACUUAAUGCUGAACAACCAAGUGAACAAGUUGAAAUACUUCAAGAACAAUUAGAUUCUUUACGAUCAACACCAUUGAAAUUAUCUGAAUUAGCACGAAAACUAAUUCGUACAAAAAUAAAUCUUCCAACAAAAAAGAAAUUCGAACAAAUGGGUUUAACUCGACAUCUGGUAGAAUUUCUUUCACAAGCAACACUUUAA
Messenger RNA from Rotaria sordida, 3042 nucleotides. Lineage: Eukaryota; Metazoa; Rotifera; Eurotatoria; Philodinida; Philodinidae. The record is from the annotation of a GenBank genome assembly.